AUGAAGCUGCUGCCGUCGGUAGUGCUGAAGCUCUUUCUUGCUGCAGUGCUUUCGGCGUUGGUGACUGGCGAGAGCCUGGAGCGGCUUCGGAGAGGCCUGGCUGCUGGAACCAGCAAUCUGGAUUCCCCUACUCAAUCUACGGACCAGCUGCUGCCCGCGGGAGGCGGCCAAGGCCGGGAAGUCCUGGACUUAGAAGAGGCAAACCUGGACCUUUUCAGAGCUGCUUUCUCCUCCAAGCCACAAGCUCUGGCCACACCAAGCAAGGAGGAGCGUGGGAAAAGAAAGAAGAAAGGCAAGGGGUUAGGGAAGAAGAGGAACCCAUGUCUUCGGAAAUACAAGGACUUCUGCAUCCAUGGAGAAUGCAAAUAUGUGAAGGAGCUCCGGGUUCCAACCUGCAUCUGCCACCCGGGUUAUCACGGAGAGAGGUGCCAUGGGCUGAGCCUCCCGGUGAAAAAUCGCUUGUACACGUAUGAUCACACAACCAUCCUGGUUGUGGUGGCCGUGGUGCUGUCAUCCGUCUGUCUGCUGGUCAUCAUGGGGCUUCUCAUGUUUUGGUACCACAGGAGAGGAGGUUAUGAUGUGGAAAAUGAAGAGAAAGUGAAGUUGGGCAUGACCACAUCCCACUGA
Molecule: messenger RNA, 627 nt
Organism: Rangifer tarandus platyrhynchus (Svalbard reindeer)
Lineage: Eukaryota; Metazoa; Chordata; Mammalia; Artiodactyla; Cervidae
Source: the annotation of a GenBank genome assembly